AUGCGUCUUCUAUUGAUUCUAUUAAUUAUCGGUAUAAUAUUCUCCAUCUUUGUCGACGCAAAAACGAAGAAACGCGGCAAAAGAAAAGUGAAGGGGAAGGACAAAGGAGCCGCAAAGGCUGGGAAGAAGUGGCAACCCGCUGGAUCGAAUCAACCCUGCGAGCGAGAUUGGGAUUGCCCAAAGGGUUCUGGCGAGAUUUGCAUCUGGAAGAAGUGCAUCGAGCAGCCGAGUUCGAAUUAUCAUGAUGAGCUU
Messenger RNA from Mesorhabditis spiculigera, 252 nucleotides. Lineage: Eukaryota; Metazoa; Nematoda; Chromadorea; Rhabditida; Rhabditidae. The record is from the annotation of a GenBank genome assembly.